AUGGCUGCGACAACGAUCGGACGGCUCAGAUCGAUUAUCGACGAGCACCACCCAGCUGCAUCCAUCACACUUGAUGCAUUCCGCACCGCCGGUGAGCUCACGAGGCACACCGCACGUGGAACCCAUCGGAUGGACGGGCCUCGAGCUAUGAAGGUCGGAGAAAAGAAAGGAGCAAGGGGGGAGCCUCCGCGCUACCUGAAAUGGAUGUGCAUCACCUCGUCCAUCACCGGGGACUUCCCCCUAACCGACCUGUUGCAUGGCCAUCCCAAGUUUCGUUGGCUCGCAUUUCCAACCUCCAUGUUCUUCAUCAGGCUCCUUCUUAUAAUGUUGAGCAGCUACUACUGGCUUGCUACUGCUGGGGACAUCCCUGCCCAGAUCUAUCAGAGCCUAGGGGACGGGACAAGCAACAAAAGCCACCCUCAUGGCUCAGAGAUGCUGCAAAUGGGAAUGACCCUCUUGCAGCAGCGAUCCAAGACGGCCUUCACCGUCCUCAUCAUCGUGAACGGAAGCUUCGUGGGACUCGGCAUCUGCACCCCGAUUUUCACUUUCUUCAAGGCCAGGAGCCUCCAGGUCGUCUUCGAAGAAAGUCGAAAGAUUCUGGUCGACGCAGGGUUGGAAUUGAAGUCCAAGGAGCUCUUAUGGUCGUAUUUCCUUCCGGGGCUCGCCUCGUUCCUCAUCGCCGUUGCGAUUAAUGUCUUUUUCAUCAUGGCUGGGUUUCCCGCCGGUUUCGUGACCGUCGGCAUGCUGGGCGGGAUGCAUCUCAUCAAUUCCAUCUUCUUUCCGCCUUUCCUCUGCAUUUACUUCUGCUCUGUGGUCGCCGAGACGUAUCGCUGGUUGACGGCGGCGAUCUCCGACCCUCGAGUCACCAAAAAGGAUGUCGACGUGAAUCUAUGGGACAAGAGGCUGAAGGAAUUCGUCGGACUCCUCAGUUCCGCCCUGGGAAUUCAAGUCCUUCUCGCUCUCGUUGCCACCAUCAUCACGACCACCGCCACUCUUUUCAUGGUCCUCAUCGAGCUGAAUUUCAAUGAAAACACCCUGAAUAUCCUCGCUACCCUUUCGUCCUUCGCCCUGGGCACUCUCGCCAGCUGGUCCUCCACUGCCGUGUUUCUUCGGGCCGCUCAUCGCGUCAGGGAGGAAGAGGCAUACGGGCUGAAGAGAAUUCUCCAGUCGGAGGGAGUCACGCUCACGGGAUCCGGCUUCGUUCGUCUCGGAUAUCCGGUUUACUAUGAUAUCGCUCGCCAGGUCAUAAUGUACACCAUCAUCUUUCUGCAGUUCAGAUCCAGCGAGCACGUGCCCAGGGGGGUGAAUGCCACCUCCACGGCGGAGGUGGUGAACUCGGGAUUCACCACCCCCAACACUGGGUUUUCGCUUUAA
Darwinula stevensoni is the source of this 1374-nucleotide messenger RNA. The record is from the annotation of a GenBank genome assembly. NCBI's taxonomy places the organism in Eukaryota, Metazoa, Arthropoda, Ostracoda, Podocopida, Darwinulidae.